UCCACGCACGCCUCGACGAUCGAGCGAAUCGAGAUCACUCCGCCAUGGCCGGCGAUCUGGCCCCCGGGUUCCGCUUCUACCCCACGGAGGAGGAGCUCGUCUGCUUCUACCUCCGGAACAAGCUCGACGGCGUCCGCCGCGGCGACAUCGAGCGCGUCAUCCCCGUCGCCGACGUCUCCGCCCUCGAUCCAUGGCAGCUCCCAGAGGCGCACCGCGGCGCGUUCUCCGGGGCCGUGGAGCCGUGGUUCUACUUCUGCCCGCGGCAGGAGCGCGAGGCCCGGGGCGGCCGGCCGAGCCGGACCACGCCGUCGGGGUACUGGAAGGCGGCAGGCACCCCGGGGUUGGUCUACGCCGCCGACGGCCGCCCCAUCGGGACCAAGAAGACCAUGGUGUUCUACCGCGGCCGCGCGCCGGCCGGGGCCAAGACAAAGUGGAAGCUGAACGAGUACAAGGCUCUAGAGGUCGAAGACGAGGACGCCGCCGGUGUUCCGGCGCCGAGCCACGCUCUCCAGACGAGGAGCGAGUUCACCCUAUGCCGGCUCUACACCCAAUCCGGGUGCCCGCGGCAGUUCGACCGCCGGCCGAGCGCCGCCGCGGCGGUCGGCGGUGGCAGCGAGAACCCUACUGCUGCGGCUGCGUUGGCAAACGGGGAGGAAAUGGGUCGGAAGAGGAAAAGGGCUCCGCCGAGCGACGAUGACACAACGUCGAGCGACGGUGACGGCUCGACGCAGCAAAUACUCAGACAGAGAGGCACCGAUAGUGAGGGGCUCAACGACGACAUGGCCUACUGGUCAGAGUUCCUGGACUACGACUGGCUUUGAUACUGAAAAUUCAUUUCGGUGGGAGAUCGUGAAAAGGGAAAAAAAACAUGAGCGAGUUCUUUACAAACUUUUUUGGAGUUUUUUUUAGAACAAUACGAUUCUUAGAAUUCUUUUCCCUACUGCAAAAUAAAUUCGAAGCAGUAGGUGGCUAAUUUUAGGAGAUACCUUAAUGUAUAUUCAAUUCACCUGUGUAAUCUAAGUUUUAUACGAGCUUAAAAUUUGUACCAAAAUGUUUUGCAAAAAAAAGGUACCAAAAUGGCAGAA
Messenger RNA from Panicum hallii, 1085 nucleotides. RefSeq names its product NAC domain-containing protein 90-like. The transcript is spliced from 3 exons. The record is from RefSeq and is a predicted model, not a curated record. Gene Ontology annotation, molecular function: DNA binding. The coding region runs from base 45 to 821 and encodes 258 amino acids. Gene Ontology annotation, biological process: regulation of DNA-templated transcription. Lineage: Eukaryota; Viridiplantae; Streptophyta; Magnoliopsida; Poales; Poaceae.